UUAAUCAUCCACUAGCUAGAAUAAAAUUCACCAUCGAAUCGCCAAGGAGUCUCGAGUCGGCUAAUAUUAUUUUACUCCAAAAUAUAUAAUCGCGUCUUUAUAAAAUUUUAUAAAAUAAUUUUAUAUAAAAGUAUAUUAAUUAAAAACUAAAAAAAGAAAAAAAAAAAAUAAAUCAAGUGACAUUAGAAAUUAUAUAUUUGUUUACGUUGUAAUGUCAAAUGAUUGUCAAAGAAGAAUGAAGAAACGUCUCAAAUGUCAUAAUAAAUAAAUAAAUAGUUAGUUAGUUAGAUAGAUAAAUAAAUAAACAAAUAGUCGGUGAAUAAUAAAUAAAUAAAAAAAAAUACUUUUAAAUUAGUAUUUUUAUUAAAAAAAUUAACUAAAAUAUAGUUGGAUAAAUAAGAAGAAAAAAUUAAUUGAGAAGCUCGUCUCUGAUCGCACAAUGGCGGACAGACGACUGGGCAACAACAAUGUUGAGCUGGAGCAAGCUGAAGAAGCUAUGGAAGAUACAACAACAAUAACAAAUAAAUUAAAUGUUUAUAGAGCUGGUGAUUUUUCACGUUGUUUAACAAGAGAUUGGAUACGUACUCGUGAUCCAUUGACUGUUAUAACUGAUCGUGAUAUACAAAAUGUCGGUAUUGUAACAAAUACUGAUUUAAAUAUUCGUAUUGGUGCUCAAAGAUCACAGUGUACAUGGGCAUGGGUAUUUGAAAUACGUACACGUAAUCGACAAUUAAAAAAUUUAACUCUAUCACUUGAAUCACAUCGUGAAAAUUUUAUGAUACAUUCAGUAUGUCGUGAUGGUUUAAGAGUUGGUUUUUGUGAUGGACAAGAAUGGCAUGAUCCAGUUAAUCUAACAGAUCAUCAACAACAACAAAAUAUAUUAACAACAUCAUCAACAAAUACAACAUCAGUAUCAUCAAUUAAUAAUGAUAGAGUAUUAUUGUAUUUUGUUGAUAUUAGAUUUGCUGCAAAUGGACAUGGUACAUAUCAUCAACAUGUAUUAUUUGGAUUUGAUAAUAAUUAUCCAGUUGUUAGACGAAAAAUAUGUGCUGAUAUUGUACCACCAAAUGAUUUAUCACGUUUAAAUGAAGCAACAAAAUAUGUAUUGAGUCAAACAGCUCAUGUAUGGUCAUCACGUAAUCAAGAUUUUCAUCAAUUUGAAUCACCAUUUGUACCAUCAAUUGAUCAAUGGGAAAAAAAUCUUGCAAAAGCAUAUCCAUAUCCUGGUGAAGAUUUAUUUAUAUUAUCACAUGCAACAUUAACUGAAGAUUAUUUAACACGUACUAAUUAUCGAGGAAGAAUGCAUGAAUUAAUAUCUGUUGAAGAACUUGCAAGACAUGAACAAGUUGCUAGAUAUAAUACAAUUGUACAAAUACAAUUAUCAUCAUGUUAUAUAUUAUCAUCUGAUACUGAUGGAUCAACAACAGCCAAGUAUGCACCACUUGGUGAAUUAUUUGCCCAGUUGCCUUUAGGUCGUGGAGUAUCAGAAGAUAUGAAAAGUGGCCGUUUAUUAUUGCGUGGUUGCAAUACAAUACUCAUUAAAUUAUUCAAUCCUCAAGAUAAUGAUAUGAAUAAUCAACAAGGUUCAUGUAAUGUUUUUGAAGCACACGUUGAAGAUAAAUGUAAUUACAUGAUUUAUGCAAGAUUAUCAAAAUUUUGUGUUGAAAAAUUACACUUAAAAGCUGAUACAAGUGUUAAAAUGUAUGUACAAUUUGUACUAAAUAGAUUGCCAUUUUGUGAAUGGCAUAGAGCUAUUGAUACACUGCCUGAUACAAGAUUAAUAUUUCCUGAUUCACGUUUUGAUAUACCAAUGUGUUUACCAUCAGUACUUGAAACAAAUAAUAAAUGGUGUGAUUUAUUGGAUAAAAGAUUAAAUGAUCGUCAACGUGAUGCUGUUAUAUUAAUGGUUGCACCAACUAAUAUUUAUUUACCACCAAUUUUAUUACUUGGACCAUAUGGUACUGGUAAAACAUUUACAAUUGCACAAGCAUUAUUAAUAUUAUUAUUGCAAAAUCCAUUGAAUAAAAUAUUACUAUGUACACAAAGUAAUAGUGCUGCUGAUCUUUAUGUCAAAGAAUUUUUUGAUGAAUGGUAUACAACAACUAAUGAUGAGAGAUUAAAACCCAUGAGAAUUUAUUAUAAACGUCGAUUAAGAAAUACGGUUCAUCCAACUGUACGUAAAUAUUGUCUAACUGAUCCAAAUGGCUAUUUUCGUGAUCCAACAAAAGAAGAUAUUGAUAAUUGUGGUCUUAUUGUAACGACACUUGCAACAUCUGGAUGUUUAACUGCUCUUGAUGUUCAACCAACUCAUAUAUUUAUUGAUGAAGCAGCACAAGCAUUAGAAUGUGAAGCAUUAACACCACUUGCACUUGUUAAUCAAAGAACACGUCUUAUAUUAUCUGGUGAUCAAAUGCAACUUGCACCAGAAGUUUAUAGUGAUUUAUCAAAAGAACGUGGUCUUGGAACAAGUUUACUUGAACGAUUACAUCAUGUAUAUACACCAGAUCAUCCUUGUCGUAUUAGUUUGUGUCAAAAUUAUCGUUCACAUGCUGAAAUUGUACGUUUAACAUCAAAUUUAUUUUAUGGCAAUGAAAUUGAACCUAGUGGACCAUUAUUACCUGAUCAUCCAAGUAUAAAACCACUUGUAUUUUAUGCUGUUGAAGGAACUGAAGUACAGGGACAAUUUUCAACGGGUUAUUACAAUGAUGAAGAAGCUGUUGAACUUGCAAAACGUAUUGCAAAUUUAAAACAAUGUUGGCCAGUUGAAGAAUGGGGACCAUUUGGUGAAGAUUCAAUUGGUGUACUUGCCCAUUAUUCAGAACAAGUUGCACGUAUACGUAAUGAAUUACGUAAAAAAAAAUUAUUUUCCGUAUCAGUUGAACGUGUAUUAAAUGUACAGGGUAAACAAUUUACAGCUGUAUUUAUAAGUACUGUUAGAACGAGAAAUUGUUGUCGUUAUUCAGCUGAAAAUAGUGUUAGUGAUUAUGGUUUUUUAACAAAUCCAAGAUUAUUAAAUACAGCAAUAACAAGAGCAAAAGCAUUAGUUGCUGUUGUUGGUGAUCCAGUUGCAUUAUUAACAACUGGAUCAUGUCGUUCAUUAUGGGGUAAAUAUUUUCAAAGAGCAACUGUACGUGGUAUACCACAACGUUUUUUAAAUGAACAUGUUACACUGAGUAUGGCACCACCAGUACCACUUGGUAUACCUCUUAAUCCACUUGCACGUGAAUUUAUACCACGUCAAACUCGAACAGACUGAGUUGCAUUAUUAUGAAUACUAAUAAAUUAACAAAUAUAUUAUAUAAAAGAAAAAAACAUAAAUUGACAUUUCAACAAUUAUUAUUUUGUUGACAUAUACAAAUAUAUUAUCCAUUUAUAACAAUUAUUAUUAUAAUUUACUAUGAAAUUUUUUUUUUUUUUUUUAAUUUCUCCGGAAACUUUUUUAGUGACGAGUGGGUGUAAUUUUUAUAAACAUAAUAAAGAGAAGAAAAUAAAGAAAAAUAAAUAAAAAAAAUAAAUAAAUAAAUAAAAACAAAAAAAAAAAAAAAAAAAAAAAAACCCGACUAUAAAUAAGAUGUAUGACUAAAAAAAAAAAAAAAAAUUGAAAAAUGAAAAAUUUAAAAAAAAAUCGAAAAAAAAAACUGAAAAAAAUGAAAAAAAAUAAAAUAAA
Molecule: messenger RNA, 3667 nt
Organism: Aphidius gifuensis
Lineage: Eukaryota; Metazoa; Arthropoda; Insecta; Hymenoptera; Braconidae
Gene: Helz
Product: probable helicase with zinc finger domain
Exons: 5
Coding region: 440-3256 (938 amino acids)
Biological process (GO): regulatory ncRNA-mediated post-transcriptional gene silencing
Cellular component (GO): P granule; cytosol
Molecular function (GO): helicase activity
Source: RefSeq, a predicted model, not a curated record